Molecule: messenger RNA, 2104 nt
Organism: Somion occarium
Lineage: Eukaryota; Fungi; Basidiomycota; Agaricomycetes; Polyporales; Cerrenaceae
Source: the annotation of a GenBank genome assembly
AAGUUGAAGUUUAUUCAACGCCAACACUUUGCCAACCGAAUCACCCCUUAGAGUUUUGCCAUGGGUCUGCAGAAUGCUAAGCUUACUAUUAACACACAGGGAUGGACGAGCGAUAGCGAAUGGACAAUCUGCUCCGAUGGCUGGAUGGCUCAAACAAGUUACAGUAUGUCCCCAUUAAAUUGGAUCCUAUUGACUUUCUAUAACAACGAAACGUGAAAUACCGAAGGAAGGGUGCCAAAUGAGAGUGCACUCGUCCGAAUACAAGAAGCUCUGAAUCUAGCUUGUUCGAUUUGGUUUGUCCCUUCAUCUGCCAACGGUCACUAUUGCAGCUACUUGACGGAACAACGCCACAAUAGCAAAUGACACCGCCGCUAUAUAUCUCCAUACAUGUUGUGACGGCUGUGUCCAAACAGUAGCAAGACAAAUGGGGGCUAAGAUUCGUUCCUAAACAAUAACUGUCCAGAUUUGGGCGAAUUUGCUGUGCUUCUUGUUGUAGAUGGGUAUAUAACAAAGCCGUUGCUCUCCGCUGUUCCUUACCAUCCCUUUUAUCCCCACCAAGUCGAAAACAAAAACGAUGAACAGACUCCCAGUUGAACUCCUAUUUGCUAUCCUCAACCAUCUUCCACGCUCGGACUUGCCGCCCGUUGCACUUACUUCUAGGACGCUCCGAAGCUGCACGGAACCCAUACUCUACGCUCAUGUCACCCUAGAUGUCCCAGGACUAUAUCGCAGUUCCACACGUCCUACGUCUCCCGACGACGUCGAAUACAGCCACGAUCUUGCUCGCUCGCUCUUAUACUUCCAAUCUGCUUUUGACGCCUUGGCCUCUCCACUAGCGAGGUUGGUACGGAUCUUGACUAUCACCGGCAUGAUCCCUUUGGAAGACUGCAAUCCCACUUAUUUCGCGACAUGCUACCCAGGUCGCGACCACCUCAAUGAGAUGAAGAGGAUGUGGCGUACAUUCUGCUUUGCACUCGAGCAGAUGAGUGAAUUGCGAGAGUUCACAUCUGACUGCUUGCUACAUGUAGAAGCUUGUGCGAGCCUCUUCAAGGGUCCGAAACCAAAUCUGCGCGUAGUGCACUUGCCCGGCUACUGUCACCCACCGGUCGAAAGGAUACUUAUGCUCAGCGCCACCAGCAUCAAAUCCCUUCAAAUUCCUCUGCUGCCUUCGCUGACCUCGCUCUCGUUCAGAGCCUACAACCCACCUCCCGAUCUCCUGGAGUUGCUGUUCAAAGUGCUCUGUGUUCAUGCGCCUCAAUUGACUAAGCUCGUUUGGCUCAUUCUCUCUGACGGUCUUGUAAUGCCCCCUGAGACUAACUUCCAAUCUCUCAAAGACUUAGAAGGGCUUUGGGACAGCCUGACUGUAUUCUCGUCCUCGCAGUUUCCAAAACUUCUGUCACUGUCCUUGAACGGCCCACCUGCUGAACAUCGGCUGUUCCAUCUCAGUGACUUACUACCACAACUUGAGUCAUUGGAGAUAGCGUUUAGUACGCCACCAGAGGUAUUAACGCUUCCCCCAACUUUGCGUGUUAUUCGUUUGACAGGGGACCCAUAUUCCAUCCCGCGCAACGAGGAGUUGGUGAUACAAUGUAUAUCACAGCUAAGUGUUUGCUCUGCUCACUUGCGUACGCUAGAAAUCGAGCUCAGGUACAUUGAGGAGAGUAUUCAUACCAUCGCAGACUUCCUCCCGAGCUUGCCUGCUCUCACGGUGCUCCGACUGUAUUCAUCGGUCUUCGUAGAUGAUCCUGAAGAUUGUGGUACAUGGGAACAUCGGCACGAGAAAGAAUUGCGUUCAUUCGGCAGUCAAGUCCUUUCCCGUCUACCAGUCCUACAAUCUCUAUCUGUUGUCAAGCCUGCGGAUACUGAAGUAGACGCUAAAGUAUUUCGCGCCCAGACUAAGGCCGAUGUGAUUUCCUGGCAGAGAUCAGUAGUGCAGCAUUGGAAAACUGCUCACUCGUAUCUGCAACAUGUAACCUUGACGCCUUCUAUCGACUGGCAUUGGCGGAACGCCGGUUGGGAGGUGGUUUGAUAAUGCAUUCUCACUAUGUUGUAUUCUGAUUUCCCGUGUUCAUUUUAACCAAUAUAUCUAAUGGUCAUGUCUGGA